Messenger RNA from Bacillus rossius redtenbacheri, 3380 nucleotides. RefSeq names its product ES1 protein homolog, mitochondrial-like. The coding region runs from base 151 to 933 and encodes 260 amino acids. Gene Ontology annotation, cellular component: mitochondrion. Lineage: Eukaryota; Metazoa; Arthropoda; Insecta; Phasmatodea; Bacillidae. The record is from RefSeq and is a predicted model, not a curated record. The transcript is spliced from 5 exons.
ACGGAACCUACCCAAUAUUUAUUUUGAUUGUUUCUCUGACUUGAUUUCGUGAUAACCUAGAAUAUUGCCAACCAAAAAAAACUGUGCAAUUUUGGUUUUUAACUGUAUUAGUUCGUAUUUAUCAAGUUUCGUCAAAUAAAAGUGAAGACAAUGUUCGGACAACAGUCGUUACGAGUCGUAAAAAUAAUAAUUGGCAAUAGUGCUCUUCGAAACUUUGCAGCCUUUUUCUCAAACGCGUAUCCCACCGCUUCCAAAGUUGCGGUGGUGCUCUCAGGCAGUGGGGUGUACGAUGGCUCGGAAAUACACGAGGCGUCUGCCAUGUUGGUCCACCUGACCAGGGCUGGGGCCCAGCCCCUCUGCUACGCUCCAGACGUGGACCAGAUGCACGUGGUGGACCACCUGAAGGGCAGUCCGGCCGAAGGACAGACGAGGAACGUGCUGGUGGAGUCUGCGAGGAUCGCCCGAGGGGCCGUCCAGCCCCUGUCCGCUCUGUCGGCUGCAGCUGCGGACGCUGUGCUGUUCCCGGGAGGCUUCGGCGCAGCCAAGAACUUGAGUGACUUUGCAGUGAGUGGAGCCCAGUUCACAGUGCACCCGGAGGUGCGCAGGGUGCUGACGGAGUUUCAUGCGAGCAAGAAGCCGAUAGGGCUGGCGUGCAUAGCACCCGUGCUGGCGGCCAAGGUGAUCCCCGGCUGCACCCUCACUCUGGGGGCGAGCGGACCGGAGGCAGGCGACAAGUGGCCCCACGCUGGAGCCGUGGACAACGUGCGGCCCCUCGGAGUCAACCUCGAGCUCAAGAGAGUGAACGAGGUGUGUGUGGAUGCCAAUAACCGGCUGGUCACCACGCCGGCCUUCAUGUACGACGGCCAGUUCCACGAGAUAUUCGACGGCAUCGGCCUGCUGGUUACAGAACUCCUCAAGCUGGUCAGGAAGUGAGCUGAGGUGUGGUGACGGGACUCCGGGUGCGGGAUGUCUUUUUUUUUUGGAUUGAAACAAUUGGAUUAGUUUUCCAGUGGUUUUAAUACAGACAUAAUAUUGUUUUACAUAUUUGAAAUGUUUACAAACCACUGUGUCUUAUGUACAAAAAAGUCAACAACAAUAUUAUAACAACAACACACAAAGGUGAUUCAGUAAUUUGCUCUUGUAUUAUGCAACCCAUCCAAACAUUUCUGUCAUUGCAGGAUUGUGUUGUACAGUUUCUUUCCGGAUCUGGUUCUUCCAACAAGGAAAUAUUGUGAGCAGCUAAUGUGCAGAAGCCACAGUAUUCUCAUAGAAGUACUGAAAAAAAUGAUUUAAAUUUAUUUAAUUUUGAUAUUGUUACAUCAUUCUUUUUAGAUUAUAUUUUUUUAAAUUUUUGUGAAUUUUUAUUUAUUUCUUGUCACUUAAUCAUGUGCAGCAUAGUGUAUUUAUUGUUCAUUGUACAAUACAUGUAAGUUAUGAAAAAUGGUUUGAACAAUAUAAUAUAAAUUACUGUGUGUGAGGACCUUGGAUUAGUAGGUUCAAAACUGAUAUGUGGCCUUCAAAAAGAGUAAAGUUGGGCAUUUCUAGUCUAGAUAAUGCAAAAGACUGUUUGCUUGACCACAAAUUACUAGGCCUAUUAGGGCUAUCGAGCGAAGCUAAGGUCUGGAAAUAAAUAGUUUUGUCGGGCUUUCUCCACAUUACUUAAUGUACCACUUUUCAAACUCCACCAUCAAAAAAAAAAAUCUUAAGACUAAACAUUGCAGUGGCCAUAACUUAAAAUGUGACUUGUGCAUAUUGCAUACAUAACUUGUAAGGUUUCCAAUAUUUUCUGUUAGCAAUAUACUUGUAAUCUAGUCCUACUCUAAAGAAAAACCCAUGCAUAAAAAAAAGAGCAUAUGUAACUCAGUACACAUGAUAGAAGCAAAACCUUUUUGGCAAUUCAAACUUCACUCACAAGUAUAUCGUAAGGGCUAAAAGGGCAGAGAGAAAGAAAACUUUUUUUAAAAAUACCACCGCAUGGGUUUCUUUUACAUAUAUUUCUUUAUCAAGUAUUUAAGAAUCCUAAUCUUUUUUGUAUUUAUUAGAUAUUUGAUUAAAAUAAAAAUAAAUUAAUAUACAUGAAUUAACAUAAUUAUUAUUCCAAAAUAACUAAUCAGGAUAUCAAUAAUUAUUGAUCAAGCAACAAUGAUUAAUUAACAGUAAAUAUUACUCACUGUUGAAAUACACCAUUAAGAAAAACUUUGCAUUUUACUGUUUCUUCAAACAGUUCUGCCAUUUGGAACAUACCAAAUCUGAACAAAAUAUGAAUGUAUAGGAUACCUAUAUGUAUUUUCUACAAGCACAAGCGCAUACUCUCUGUCUUGUUCUUUCGUUCAUCUAUCUUUCUUGGUUCUAUUUUUUUUUUGUAUGCAGGGGACGAAUCUUUGCAUAUUAAGGAAAAUGAAAAUGAGCCCUGCAAUGUACAUAGCAUAGUUCUCUUUUUAGAUCUUUUUGGCCAAGUACAUAUUCUCUGUCCUUUUCACAUCAGAAACGUUUCAUAACAAUGUUUCAUGAAAAUGAUUCGUGAAAAUUCAGCCUUGAAAUUUGAAUCUCAUUGCGCCCAAAGAAGUUUCACUUAAAAUCGUGAUAAAUCAGCUGGACCUCAAGAAUUUUGCCCCUUUCCCUUACCCCAAACCACCUUUUCAUCUCAGUGGUCUGAUCAAUAUUAGGGCGUGUGUCUUUAAAAUAUUACUGAGAGGCAAGUUGACAAUUUUUCAUGUGUCAAGCUUAUGGAAAUAUUUAUUUUCUCCUCGAGGUUGAAUUACUUUUGUGGGACUGGUGUGUAUUUAUAAAAGGCUUUCAAUUUUGCAACUUGUUUUAGUAAAAAUUAGAUAUAAUUAACUUUGGUAGUGUGUGUGGAACAUACUGCAGUGUAUGUUCGGUCAUAGUGACAGGUUUGUAUUCAUGUCCAUCCAGCUGAAGCUUUGAGGACGUUCAUGAUAAACUACUGUGAAACCUCAUUAUAAAGUACCUCACUAAAAAGGAUUUCUCACUUUGAAGUAUAUAUUUUCAGGUUCCAGCAAGAUGUCUUAAUUUUAUUAAUAAAUCAGUAUAAAGUACUUUCUUUUUAAGCACUCAAAUUGUGGGUUUUUCCAGAUACAUUGUAAUGAAAUUUCACUGUACAUUAUGAGUUUGUAAAUACCUACUGCUUGAUUCUCCGUGUUUCAGUUAAGAAAAAUGAUGUAAAAGGGUUGUGGGGACCUGAUUCGUGAAUUCCUGUAGGUGAAAAAUAUCAUUCCGAGAAACAAUGCUUUUAAAGUGAAAAUGACUAAAUUUGCAGUAUUUUUUCUAAAAAAUGGUAAUUAAUUUGUCUGUAAAAUUAUUUUUGAAACAAUGUUGAAUAUAUCAUUUUUGUGUAAAUAAAAUUAUGUACAUAAGUGUUA